CCUGCUGCUCCUCCCCCUCCGCUAGUUCGGUCCUGACGUUCAUUUCAUUCCUCUCGUCAUUCCGAUCAUUCCUCACAUCGCUCGCGCCCCGUCCUCUCACCCUGAGCCGCCCCUCCCCCCGGGUCCCCCCGAGUCUGCCGAGCGCCCCCCGCUCCCCCCCAGGAACAAGAGCAGAGACUGAGGGACAAGUCGCUCGUCACACGGGGGCUCCGCUUGUUGGGCCGUUCCUGCCGCCGCUGCAUCUUUACAAGUUCAAGUGGAACAUUCUCCGGAGUCGACACAAUCGCUGGGUGCAGAAAAGGACCCCGGGCGGAUUUCAUCCUGCAAACUUCCCUCUCGGUUUCUCUUUGUGCAGACUCCAGGCCUCGGCUUGGAUUUCCCAACCACAAUCAUGGAGCCGAGCAGUUGGAGCGGCAGCGAUAGUCCUGGCGAUGACAUUGAGAGGAUGAGCGAUUCGGCAGAUAAACCCAUGGACAAUGACGCUGAGGGGGUCUGGAGCCCGGACAUUGAGCAGAGCUUUCAGGAGGCCCUGGCCAUCUAUCCCCCCUGCGGUCGGAGGAAAAUUAUCUUGUCUGAUGAAGGCAAAAUGUAUGGUAGGAAUGAAUUGAUAGCCCGAUACAUCAAAUUAAGGACAGGGAAAACGCGGACCAGGAAACAGGUGUCUAGUCACAUACAGGUGUUAGCAAGAAAGAAAGUUCGAGAAAUCCAAGCGGCCAUUAAGGUGUCUAGUCACAUUCAGGUUCUUGCCAGAAGGAAAUCUCGUGAUUUUCAUUCCAAGCUAAAGGUGACAAACAUGGAUCAGACGUCAAAGGACAAAGCACUGCAACACAUGGCAGCCAUGUCGUCUGCUCAGAUCGUGUCGGCUACUGCAAUUCACAACAAGCUGGGCCUGCCCGGAAUCCCCCGCUCUGCCUUCCCUGCUGCUCCCGGGUACUGGCCAGGAAUGAUCCAGACGGGCCAACCUGGCUCUUCCCAAGAUGUGAAGCCAUUUGCUCAGCAAGUCUAUCCCAUUCAACCAAGCGCCGCCCCACCAAUUCCAGGGUUUGAACCUGCCGCUCCCCCACCAUCCUCUGUUCCAGCAUGGCAAGGUCGCUCCAUUGGCACAACCAAACUGCGGCUGGUGGAAUUCUCAGCGUUUUUAGAACAGCAGCGGGACCCCGAUGCAUACAACAAACACCUCUUUGUGCACAUUGGACAAGCAAAUCAUUCUUACAGUGAUCCACUGCUUGAAGCCGUAGACAUUCGCCAAAUCUACGACAAAUUUCCAGAGAAGAAGGGAGGACUGAAGGAACUGUUCGGGAAGGGACCCCAAAAUGCAUUUUUCUUGGUUAAGUUCUGGGCGGAUUUAAAUUGCAAUAUCCAGGAUGACACUGGGGUGUUUUAUGGCGUCACGAGUCAAUACGAGAGUUCAGAAAACAUGACGAUAACCUGUUCUACUAAAGUCUGCUCGUUCGGGAAACAAGUUGUGGAGAAAGUAGAGACAGAAUACGCAAGGUUUGAGAAUGGACGAUUUGUAUAUAGGAUAAACCGCUCUCCGAUGUGUGAAUAUAUGAUAAAUUUUAUCCACAAGCUAAAGCACUUACCAGAGAAAUACAUGAUGAACAGCGUGUUGGAAAACUUCACUAUUUUAUUGGUCGUCACGAACAGAGACACACAAGAGACUCUGCUCUGCAUGGCGUGUGUAUUCGAGGUCUCAAACAGCGAACACGGCGCACAGCAUCACAUCUACAGGCUGGUUAAAGAUUGAGCGACCCCCCCACUGUCGCCCCCUACACACGUAAACACUACAAAAACCUUCACAUCGGAAAACAGACUCAACCUCACACAAGUGGCAGUGCCUCUGUCUCACCCAGCAAGUCUUUUUGAAAAAAUAAUCUGUUUAGAACGUUACGGUUGUAAAGAUUUUUUUUAUUUCUUUAGGAUAAAACACAAAAACAAAUGUAAUGAUUUGAGGAGUUGACACACUGCUGAGCCUUGCAGAGCAAACGCGUUUCACAGCGACGCUACAUCGUGCAGAAUCCUACUCUAAGUAGACUUUGCACCGGUGGACGGAGAGCGAGAAAGAGAGGGGGGAAAAAAUCCGUUUCGUUUGAAAAAAAUUCAGCCUUUUUAAACUUUUCACUUAAAAAUAUUGCUUGGACAAUUCAAGCACGAAACGCUAAAAGAGAAAUGGUGUGAAUGUAAGAAAUGUUUCUUUUUAACUACCUGAGGGAGAUGCACACGGAUUGUAAUUCUCUAAAUUAUUUUAAAAAGAGGAAAAAAAAAAGUUAAAUAUAUUCUUUGGAUUCUUAGGUGGGUUUUUUUUUUUUUUCUUCGUUGAGUUAAUCUAGCCCUGAUCACUGUUAUAAACAGUUACCGCAGCCAAACCAGCCCUUGAGCGGCACGUUCUCUAUCAAACUGUCCUUUACUAGCGCAGAGAUCUUUAUUUUCUUUGCAAUAAAUCACGUUUUGUUUUGCUUAAUAUUUUACCUUUUUUUUUUUUUCUUUUUUUUU
Messenger RNA from Xenopus laevis (African clawed frog), 2493 nucleotides. RefSeq names its product TEA domain family member 1 (SV40 transcriptional enhancer factor) L homeolog (gene tead1.L). The record is from RefSeq and is a predicted model, not a curated record. NCBI's taxonomy places the organism in Eukaryota, Metazoa, Chordata, Amphibia, Anura, Pipidae. Bases 392 to 1747 code for a protein of 451 amino acids. The transcript has 15 exons.